Molecule: messenger RNA, 765 nt
Organism: Gongylonema pulchrum
Lineage: Eukaryota; Metazoa; Nematoda; Chromadorea; Rhabditida; Gongylonematidae
Source: the annotation of a GenBank genome assembly
AUGGAAUUUUCUUGUUCAGAUAGAGGUGGGCCUCGUGGUGGAGCGAAUGGAAGUGCUGGUGGCUAUGGUGGAGGUGCACCGAGGGAUGAGCAUGUUGAAGUUCGAGACACUGUCUUCAUCCAAGGAAUACCCGUCACUGCAAACGAGCAAUUCAUCGCGGAUGUGUUCAGUACACAAGGUGAUAUAGCACGUAAUGAACGCACCGGUGAGCCACGUAUCAAAAUUUACACGGAUCGUGAAACAAAUCAACCGAAAGGCGAAUGCACAAUCACAUUUGUUGAUGCAAAAACAGCGGAACGACAAUGCAUGACGCUUAGUUUUGCCAAAUACAAAUCGGAAAAUACGCGUGGUGGUGGUGGACGAGGAGGUCGUGGCGGUGGCUUUGGUGGUGAUCGUGGAGGACGUGGUGGAUUUGACAGAGGUGGGAGAGGACCACCGUUCGGUGACAGAGAUCGAGGCGGUCCAUUUGGCGGUGGCCGAGGAGGAGGAUUUGGAGAUCGAGGACGCGGCGGCCGUGGUGGAUUUGGUGGACCACGCGAUGAUUUUGGACGAGACGGACGGCCUUCGGGGACGGGUGCUAAUACAGAACCGCGCCCGAACGACUGGACCUGUGAUGGAUGUGGUAAUACAAAUUUUGGUUUUCGGCAAGAAUGUAAUCGAUGUCAUGCUCCAAGACCCGGUGGUGGUGGUGGUGGCGGUGCCAUUGGUCCAAUGAGAGGUGGUGGUGGACGUGGACGUGGCGGCGAUCGUCCAGGACCAUACUGA